This is a messenger RNA of Clonostachys rhizophaga, 426 nucleotides long. The record is from the annotation of a GenBank genome assembly. Lineage: Eukaryota; Fungi; Ascomycota; Sordariomycetes; Hypocreales; Bionectriaceae.
AUGCGCAGUCGCUUGGCAGCAGUAGAAGCAAAGGUUGGUAUGGGAAGCAGUGAUUCUCUUCCUGAAGGAGACGAGAAUGCCGACUUCCAGGAGAGUGGGUUGGCUGGUGCCAUGGAGGACGCUGCCUUCGACAUUGGUCAAGUUCGCCGGUGGCAGGAUAAUACUGAGAACAAGCCGGGUAACCAGCCAUCAACCCAAGGGAGCAGCAGAAAAUGGUACAGUCCCAUGCCCUUCAAUGCAUGUAUCGCCGCCCUCCCUUCGAAAUCGGACUGCGAUUGGAUUGUGGAAGCAUUCUUCGAAGACCUCAAUUGGUUCUGCGGAUGCUUACACGAACCAUCGAUCACAUGUACAUAUGGCGAAUUCUGGAAGGAUGGAACUUUGCCAGUUUUCAUCGUUGUGAUGGGCUGGCAGAGCCGUCGAUUGUGA